AUGGGUAGAUUUCACGAGUAUCAAGUGGUUGGUCGUAAACUUCCAAGCAAAAAAGACAGUAUUCCAAGACUUUAUCGUAUGAGACUUUUUGCCCCUAAUGAAGUUGUUGCGAAAAGUAGGUUUUGGUACUUCCUUAAAAAACUCAAAAAAGUGAAAAAAGCCGCCGGUGAAAUUGUUUCUAUUAAUGAGAUCUUUGAAAAAAGACCUCUACAAGUUAAAAUUUUCGGUAUAUGGCUUCGUUAUGAUUCUCGUUCUGGCACACAUAAUAUGUAUAAGGAAUAUCGGGAAAUGACCAGAACUGAUGCCGUUUAUUCUUGUUACCAAGAUAUGGCUGCUCGUCAUCGUGCUCGAUUUUCUUCAAUUCAAAUUAUGCGUGUGAGACGUCCAUAUAUCACUCAACUACUCCAACCCAAUCUCAAAUUCCCUCUUCCUCAUCGUGUACGAAGAUCAAAGAAAACUACGUUCUUGGCCAAACGUCCUUCAACUUUCUAUUAA
Funneliformis mosseae is the source of this 495-nucleotide messenger RNA. NCBI's taxonomy places the organism in Eukaryota, Fungi, Glomeromycota, Glomeromycetes, Glomerales, Glomeraceae. The record is from the annotation of a GenBank genome assembly.